CCGCAUCCUCCUGCAGCCUGCUCGAAACCCUCCUUCCUCCUCCUGAAUUCGUCAACCGGUCUCCCAAAUCGUAGCGGCAAUCGGAUUGUUUGGUCUCGAGACUGAGCUGUGCUCCAGUCCGUGAGCUAUUCGUUGAUUUUUCCAGCGUGAAGGCGCCGAUUUUUGGGCCGUUGGCUGUGGUGGCCGGUUCGGCGUCUCUGGAUCCGGCUGGCUUCCCGCGAUAGAUCGGGCCAUUGGAGCAGCACAAUACUUCGGAUUCUUGAUGUGUCCGUAGCUGCACUCGCGGUGACCUUUUUUGAGGAAGCCGGUUGAAUUCGUAGACCUGAAGAUUUAUUAGCUGGCCCACGCCAUUUUCGGCAAUAAAAUAUUCGGCUGUUUCAUAGCAAUUUCAGGGUCCUUCUCAAUCUUCUGAAGAAGCGAGCAGAGACGGCUUUUGAACCGGGCGAUGCAGGCCAAGGCUCGGAUCCACGCUGACCCGGUCCAUGAGUUUGACCAAUUCGACUGCUUGCACGAUUCUCUUGUGCUGCUGAUCCUGAACAAGCUCGAGGACGUGCGUUCACUCGGCAGGUGCUCUGCCGUGUCCAAGCGAUUCAGUGGCCUGGUUCUCCUCGUCCAUGAUGUGCGUGUCAAGAUCGACCACGUUGUGACCGUGGACGGCGGCGCCGAUGACGCUCUGAACCUGUCGUCACCGAAGCCCCACAACAUCAUCUCGCAUCUAUUCAAGAUGAUGCUGUUCGCGAUCGCCAAGCCCUUCCAUGACAUGCGGAGCCCCAUUAGCGCAGGGCGGCUGCUGUUCCCUCAGCUCUCUCAGCAUUCACCGGUGCAGGUGCUGAAGAACUUCUCCCAUGUUCGCAAUCUUCAGGUAGAGCUCCCCUCCGGAGAUGUUGCAGUCGAGGAGGGGGUUCUGCUGAAGUGGCGGGCUGAAUAUGGCAGCACACUUCAGAGCUGCGUGAUCCUUGGUGGAACCUUGGUUGAUCGCAAGGCCGCUGGCAGUGGGCAUGAGCCAUCACCGGAUGACAAGGGAAGCAUGCCAGAAUCUUUCUAUACCAAUGGUGGGCUGAAACUCCGUGUCGUAUGGACUAUCAGCUGUUUGAUUGCCGCGUCGACAAGGCACUAUCUUCUCCGGUCGAUCAUCAACGACCAUCCGACGCUGAGGAGCCUGGUCUUGGCAGAUGCCGAGGGACAGGGCGCACUCUCCAUGGGGGCAGAGCAGCUGAAUGAUUUCAGGGAACACCAAUUGUCAGCCUCACCAUGUUCUAACAGGACGCAGGUGCCGGCAUGCAACAUGAAGCUGAAGUACGCUCAGUACCUCGAAUUGCCUGGUGGCUUGGCACUGCAAGGUGCAACCUUGCUUGUCACCAAGCCUGCCAGCGAUGGUCAUGGCAAUCGCAAGGAAGUUGAAGCCUUUGUUUCAAGCGCGUUCGAUGGACCCUUGAGGUUUGCUGCGAAGGCGCUGAUGAAGAGGCGCACCUAUCUCCUGGAGAUGAAUGGGUUCUAGAGACCUUGUUUUUUUGGUGCUUCUUAUGAGGAACUCCUGUCUGUCUGGUCUUUGUAUAUACACUAUAGUCAUCGAAGCGGAUGGACAUGAUAUCAGAUUAAUGCCUAAAGUAAGCAUGCGUAGAGAAUUGAGAUGUCUCGUGCACGGUGGCAGUUUGUGCCUACU
Messenger RNA from Zea mays, 1663 nucleotides. RefSeq names its product F-box protein. NCBI's taxonomy places the organism in Eukaryota, Viridiplantae, Streptophyta, Magnoliopsida, Poales, Poaceae. Gene Ontology annotation, molecular function: protein binding. The record is from RefSeq and is marked provisional.